AUGGAUAAUUUGUACAGUUAUGAUUAUCAAUUUCGUAUGAUUGUUGUUGGAGAUUCUACUGUUGGAAAGUCAUCAUUAUUACGAACAUUUUGUGAUGGCAGUUUUUCUCCAGAUCCAGAUCCAACAGUUGGUGUGGAUUUUAAUGUGAGAAUAGUUGAAGUAAAACCAGGUGUUAAAGUCAAAUUACAAUUAUGGGAUACAGCCGGUCAAGAACGAUUUAGAAGUAUUACACGUGCUUAUUAUCGUAAUUCAGUUGGUGUUCUUCUUAUAUAUGAUACAACAAAUUAUGUUAGUUUUACACAUGUAACUAAUUGGUUAAACGAUGCUCGUCAACAAAUUGAACCAUAUCAUUGUGUAUUUCUUCUUGUUGGUACGAAAAUUGAUCGAGAAUCCGAACGACAAGUAACAACAGAAGAAGGUAAAGCAUUUGCUGAUUUUCAUAAUAUCUCAUUUAUUGAAACAUCAUCAAAAUCAACAUUAUAUGUUCAAGAAGCAUUUGCAUUAAUAGCUCGUGAAAUUUAUGAUCUAUUAACUGAAGGACAUAUUCAUGUUCAAAAAGGGUGGGAUGGAGUUAAAACUGGUCCCAAUACAGCAAGUUCAAAUCAGAAUCAAUCAGUUAAUAUUACACAAAACGAUCAACCUAAACGAAAUACUUGUUGUGGUAGUUAG
This is a messenger RNA of Adineta steineri, 669 nucleotides long. The record is from the annotation of a GenBank genome assembly. Lineage: Eukaryota; Metazoa; Rotifera; Eurotatoria; Adinetida; Adinetidae.